Mizuhopecten yessoensis (Yesso scallop) is the source of this 2557-nucleotide messenger RNA. Its product is annotated as dolichol-phosphate mannosyltransferase subunit 3-like. NCBI's taxonomy places the organism in Eukaryota, Metazoa, Mollusca, Bivalvia, Pectinida, Pectinidae. The record is from RefSeq and is a predicted model, not a curated record. The transcript has 5 exons. Gene Ontology annotation, biological process: GPI anchor biosynthetic process. Gene Ontology annotation, cellular component: dolichol-phosphate-mannose synthase complex; endoplasmic reticulum membrane. The coding region runs from base 78 to 548 and encodes 156 amino acids.
UUAAAAAUUGGUAAAAGUCUUAAUUUUUGUAUAAAAUAUGCAUUUGUUCAGGUUGUGAAUUCGCUGUCACAGCCGGAAUGGAAUCUUCUUCUUCCAGUAAUUGCCUCCAUCAACAGGUUGAUGCUCCACCAUUCAGGAAGGAAAUUACCUACCUAUGCUUACCUUGUGUAAGAGGAAUUGCGUUUAUGACGAAAUCUAAAAUAAGACGAGUCGAGAUCUACAUAUCUGUUUAUGAAACAGUCAAGAUUCGUGAUGAUAAUAUACCCAAGCUGUUCCAGUGGUUGUUUGGGGUGGGGGCAUUCCUGGCUGUGUGGCUGAGCCUCGUGCUGAAUUAUGUAGAGACAGACUUUUCCACAUCACAUAAAGGUGUCGUACUGUUUCUCCCGUUGUAUUUGUUAAUAACUUUUGCAUGCGUCUCCUUGGCCAUUAUAGGAUACAGAGUGGCCACGUUCAACGACAGUGUCCAGGCCUCAGAGGAAUUACAGCAGCAAAUUGAGGAAGCCAAAGCCGACCUGAAGAAAAAGGGCUUCAAGUUUGUAGAGUCCUGACAACCAUGAAUCUCCUAUUGGCGUCCUUGUGAAAGGGGAGGUAAUCUCUGUCCUCCUCACUCUGGAACUGAGACAGGCUGUAUCUCCUCCAAGAUUGAUAUUCAGGUCACAGAAAUUGAUAUAUAUUCAUAUGUUCAUGAUUGAUUGGUGGCAGGUCCUUGUUGUAUGAAUGUAUGUUUAAGAUGUAUUAACUCAUUCACCCCUAAAAUUUCAUAAUGAACUAUUCCUACCUUUGAAUUGGAAGAGUUCAAAUGUGUCUUCAGGGAUGAAUGAGUUAACAGUGAGGACAUUAGGUAUAUUAGGGUUGAAUCGUUUGUAUAUCAGGGGUGUGAAAAUCAUGUGUGUUAUAUUGAUCAGGGGAAGAGUACUUAAUGUGGAAAUGAGAAAUAUCUUUGUGUAAAGAAUAGCGUUGCAUGCUUACCUGAAAUGGAUGUUUUCUCAGCUUUCUUGAAUGCAAACAGUUUUGAUAUCUGACCAGUUAUCAUAUUUUAUUUAAUUCAGGUGGCAAAUCCAUUCAGUAAAAAUGCAUAUUAUAUUCAAUAUUAUACAGAAUGUAUACUUAAAAGACAGUAUUUAACUUUUGCCAUUUACUGAAAUAAUGUAGGAAGAGAAUAAAUCAAUUUUAUUUUCAAAUCUAUAUAAAUCAGUGUCAUCCUGUUAUGACCGACCAGGUUUUCUAAUAUGAGGUAAUGAUGUGAAGAUUGGUUUGAAAUCUGUUUACAUUCUAGAAAACAUGGACAAUGUAGGAGGUGACUGAGGUCAAGGAUGAGUGUGACACAAGUCAAGAAUGUAAGAGGUGACUGAGGUCAAGGAUGAGUGUCACACAAGUCAAGAAUGUAAGAGGUGUCUGAGGUCAAGGAUGAAUGUGACAACAAGUCAAGAAUAUAAGAGGUGACUGAGGUCAAGGAUGAAUGUGAUACAAGUCAAGAAUGUAGGAGGUGACUGAGGUCAAGGAUGAAUGUGUAAUAAGUCAAGAAUGUAAGAGGUGACUGAGGUCAAGGAUGAAUGUGACACAAGUCAAGAAUGUAAGAGGUGACUAGAGUCAAGGAUGAAUGUGACAACAAGUCAAGAAUGUAGAGGUGACUAGAGACAAGGAUGAAUGUGACAACAAGUCAAGAAUGUAAGAGGUGACUGAGGUCAAGGAUGAAUGUGAUACAAGUCAAGAAUGUAGGAGGUGACUGAGGUCAAGGAUGAGUGUGACACAAGUCAAGAAUGUUAAAGUGACCGAGGUCAAGGAUGAAUGUGACACAAGUCACAAAUGUAAGAGGUGACUGAGGUCAAGGAUGAAUGUGACACAAGUCACGAAUGUAAGAGGUGACUGAGGUCAAGGAUGAAUGUGACAGAAGAAAAGAAUGUAAGAGAUGACUGAGAUCAAGGAUGAAUGUGAUAAAGAAUUAAUGAGACAACAGAAUUCAAGAAUGAAUCAUGUUUCUCAAGUCUCGAAUGAAUGAGGUGAUCAGAGUCUGAGAGGAUUUGACAUCUACAAAAUGUUAUAUAAUAACCAGUGCAAUGGAUUUGGUUGAGCAGCUGUAUUCCUUAAUAUUCAAUUACCGGUAUAUAUAGGGUAAAAAUGUUAAUCUUAUUGUUUUGGGAAUUGUACUGUAAAUCAGAGUUGGCAUACUCCUGAGGUACAACACACCUGGGCGUGGCACAGAUCCCUAACCCCACAGUCUAUAUAUGUGUAAUAGGCAUCAAAUAAAACACAUAUAAACUGACCGUUGGGUGGUGGAUCUGUGCGUCACCCCUGUGGUUCAACAUAUUAUAUUGUACUCUAUGGCCAAGAUUUGGUCUUGUACUGUAUUGGCAAAGUUAAUUUUUCUAUAUCGAGUAAAUUCACUUCACCUUUAAAUACAACAAAUUCAUGUAAAAACAUAUAAUGCCAUGUACUACAUAUGUAUGUAUUUAAAACUCACUUUUAAUCAUCAUAGAUUGCCAGACACUAUCAUGUCUGUUCUAUAUCUAAUCUGUAUAUAAAUAUAAAGGAAAAGUACAAUAAAUUAUUGAUUGAA